AUGUAUGACGACGCCAUGGAUGACUUACCGUUUGAAAGUCAGCCUGACCUGAUAGGAGAUAAGCUUGUCGGAGGGCUUCUGUCUCACAGCCUGGACUAUUGCUUUGUGCUGGAGGAUGAGGAUGGUAUUUGUGGCUAUGCAGUGGGCACUGUGGAUGUCACUCCGUAUCUCAACAAAUGCAAACAUUCCUGGAUCCCCUUCAUGCAGGAAAAAUACAGCAAACCUCAGGGGGAUAAGGAGUUGUCUGCAGCAGAGAAAAUCAUGCUGAGUUUUCACGAAGAGCAGGAAAUCUUACCGGACACAUUCCUCGCUAACUUUCCGUCAUUAAUAAAAGUGGACAUUCACAAGAAGGUGACGGAUCCCAGUGUGGCCAAAGGGAUGAUGGCGUGCCUCCUGUCCUCUCUGAAAGCCAAUGGAUCACGCGGUGCUUUUUGCGAAGUCAGACCAGACGACAAAAGAAUUUUGGAUUUUUACAGCAAGCUCGGCUGCUUUGAAAUUGCCAAAAUGGAGGGAUUUCCUAAAGAUAUUAUUAUUCUUGGAAGAAGCCUUUAA
This is a messenger RNA of Staurois parvus, 552 nucleotides long. The record is from the annotation of a GenBank genome assembly. NCBI's taxonomy places the organism in Eukaryota, Metazoa, Chordata, Amphibia, Anura, Ranidae.